Messenger RNA from Arabidopsis thaliana (thale cress), 2354 nucleotides. RefSeq names its product MATE efflux family protein. The record is from RefSeq and is marked reviewed. Gene Ontology annotation, cellular component: chloroplast membrane; membrane. Gene Ontology annotation, biological process: transmembrane transport; xenobiotic transport. Lineage: Eukaryota; Viridiplantae; Streptophyta; Magnoliopsida; Brassicales; Brassicaceae. Bases 314 to 1996 code for a protein of 560 amino acids. The transcript has 14 exons. Gene Ontology annotation, molecular function: xenobiotic transmembrane transporter activity; antiporter activity.
GAUUGAACCCUCUCUCUCUCUGUCUGUUUCUUCGACGAUCUCUUUCGCACCGCUCAAUCAUCCUCCCGAUUCCGUAAGUUUCGGUUUUGAAUCGUUUCUUCUCCUCUGCCACUAUCGUCUUCUUCUCGGUUUUCUAUAUCGUUUUAGUUUCUUUCACCGUCGUUUCUUUUCUCUCCCACGCUCAUCCAAUUUUCUUCCCCUAAAGAACCGGAAUUUAGGUCAGUUAUCAUCCUCGAAGCUUUCUUUCUUUCUUUUGGUUCUAAUUAUAUAUAGACGAACUAGUAAAGUUUCGUUUUUGCAGUGUCUGUGUGUGAUGGAGUCCAGUAGAGUAGUAGUGGGUGGUGGGCUGCCCUUGGCGAAUAGGAGGAACUCUAGCUUUGCCAAACCCAAAAUCCAACAAGGGACUUUUCUACCUCUAUCUCGGAUCAAUAAUGUCUCUGCCCCCCAAAAAUGCUCCCUUCACACCAAUCCAAACCCCAUGUUCCCUUUUGUUACUCGCCGCAAGAGCCAGACUAACCCUGAUUGCGGUGUCGUCAAGUUGGGGGAAGAAGAUGACUCUUGCUCUUCACUGGACAAACUCCCGGAGGUUAAUGGGGUUCACACUGGUGUAGCACGUCCUGUCGAUAUCAAACGAGAACUCGUGAUGCUCUCUCUUCCAGCCAUUGCUGGCCAAGCUAUUGAUCCUUUGACGCUGCUAAUGGAGACUGCAUACAUCGGAAGGCUCGGAUCUGUAGAGUUGGGUUCAGCUGGCGUUUCCAUGGCCAUUUUCAAUACCAUAUCAAAGCUCUUCAACAUUCCGCUCCUCAGCGUUGCCACUUCUUUCGUCGCUGAAGAUAUUGCAAAGAUUGCCGCUCAAGAUUUAGCCUCAGAAGAUAGUCAGAGUGACAUACCUUCUCAAGGUUUACCAGAAAGGAAACAGUUAUCUUCAGUGUCAACAGCGCUAGUGUUAGCCAUUGGAAUUGGCAUCUUCGAGGCACUGGCAUUGUCUUUGGCAUCUGGACCCUUUCUAAGGUUAAUGGGUAUACAAUCUAUGUCAGAAAUGUUCAUCCCUGCGCGGCAGUUUCUUGUCCUUAGGGCGCUUGGUGCUCCUGCUUAUGUGGUUUCCUUAGCACUUCAAGGCAUUUUUCGUGGAUUCAAGGAUACAAAAACUCCAGUCUACUGUUUAGGUAUUGGUAAUUUUCUGGCUGUAUUUCUAUUCCCUCUGUUUAUAUACAAAUUCAGGAUGGGUGUAGCCGGGGCAGCAAUCUCUAGUGUCAUCUCCCAGUACACUGUUGCCAUUUUGAUGCUUAUACUCUUGAACAAAAGAGUUAUACUGCUUCCUCCAAAGAUUGGGUCACUAAAGUUCGGCGAUUACCUAAAAUCAGGGGGAUUUGUUCUGGGAAGGACUCUUUCUGUGCUCGUGACCAUGACUGUUGCCACAUCAAUGGCGGCUCGUCAGGGAGUUUUCGCAAUGGCAGCACAUCAGAUAUGCAUGCAAGUGUGGUUGGCGGUAUCUCUGCUUACUGAUGCACUAGCUUCAUCUGGACAGGCCUUGAUCGCGAGCUCUGCAUCCAAAAGAGACUUUGAAGGUGUGAAAGAGGUUACUACUUUUGUUCUGAAGAUAGGAGUGGUGACUGGGAUCGCACUGGCUAUUGUGUUGGGGAUGUCUUUCAGUUCAAUAGCUGGUUUGUUUUCCAAAGACCCUGAAGUUCUGCGGAUUGUGAGAAAGGGUGUAUUGUUUGUAGCGGCGACUCAACCAAUAACAGCGCUAGCGUUUAUCUUUGAUGGGCUGCACUAUGGGAUGUCUGACUUCCCCUACGCGGCUUGCUCGAUGAUGGUGGUGGGAGGAAUAUCAUCAGCGUUCAUGCUGUAUGCACCGGCAGGGUUGGGGCUAAGUGGAGUGUGGGUGGGGCUGAGCAUGUUCAUGGGAUUGCGGAUGGUGGCUGGAUUCAGCAGAUUAAUGUGGAGGAAGGGUCCAUGGUGGUUCAUGCAUACCAGUGACAAGCGUCUUGCUUAAAACUGUGAAAGAGAGAUAGAGAAGGAGAGAGUGACGUGCCCAGUCAUCUUCUUCAUCACCUUUUCACAUAUACAACAACCACAGAUCCAAAAAACUGUCUUUUAUAAUUCGAUUUGAUAGAUUUUACUUAUUAGCUAGCUUUGUUUGUCACUCAUUUUUCGAUCAUCAAUAUAUAAAAUAUGUCGACUUGUGAAUUUACGACAAAGAAGAAAACUUAAUGUAGGCAAAAGCCAAAACCGAUGCUUGAUUGCAGUGCUGUGUAUCAAAAACACAUAUUUGCCGUAUUUAGCUACAUUUUGACAAUUGUGUAGUGCAGCAAUAUCCACGAAGAAUGGUGAAUAAAUAUUCCUUAUUACAG